Molecule: messenger RNA, 335 nt
Organism: Teleopsis dalmanni
Lineage: Eukaryota; Metazoa; Arthropoda; Insecta; Diptera; Diopsidae
Source: RefSeq, a predicted model, not a curated record
UACUGGUACUGGCACAAACACAGCUACAACUCGUAGAACUACCCGAAGGACAAGCAGAAGACCCAGCAGCAGCAAAAGACCAAGUAGUAAUAGAAAACCCAGCAGCAACAGACGUCCAAGUAGCAACAGAAGACCAAGCAGCAAUAGAAGACCAAGUAGCAAUAGAAGGCCAAGCAGUAAUAGAAGACCCAACAGCAACAGAAGACCAAGCAAUAGCAGAAGACCAUCAAGAGGCUAAUUUAAUAAUUUAAGAAUCUAUAGCAUGGAACCUCAAAUUUGAACCUAAAUAUAUAACUUUAUAAUUUAUCUAUAGAUCUAAUUGAUCUGUGCAUUGU